AUGAGGCGCUUGCCACGUGGCUAUGCCGCAGAUCCACGUCACAACCUCAGCAGAACCUCAAGUAAAAAGCCGUCAGCUGAAAUUUUACUGGCUAGCAUGGGCAGCUCGAGGACGGACACCCUGAUCGGAUCAGCGCUGCUCGGACUGCAUGCGCCUGGCUGCGUCUGA
Mixia osmundae IAM 14324 is the source of this 168-nucleotide messenger RNA. RefSeq lists its product as uncharacterized. The record is from RefSeq and is a predicted model, not a curated record. The transcript has 2 exons. Lineage: Eukaryota; Fungi; Basidiomycota; Mixiomycetes; Mixiales; Mixiaceae. Bases 1 to 168 code for a protein of 55 amino acids.